AUGGGCCUCCUUUCAAUACUUCGAAAGCAAAGAGAAAGGGAACGUGAGAUUCGAGUGCUAAUUCUCGGUCUUGACAAUGCAGGCAAGACCACUAUAACGAAGAAGUUUCUUGGCGAAGAUCUGAGUUUGGUGGAGCCCACACUCGGAUUCAACAUAAAAACCGUGGACUUCCAAGGAUUUACGAUAAACUUUUUGGGAUGUUGGUGGACAGAAGAAGUCUACGUUCAUAUUGGCGUAAUUAUUUUGAGCAAACAGAUGCGCUUAUUUGGGUUGUUGAUUCUGGAGAUCAAGCGAUUGGUUGCGUGCCGUAAUGAGUUGAGAUCACUUUUGGGAGAAGAACGGCUCUCAGGAGCAUCACUGCUAGUUCUUGCGAAUAAGCAAGGACCUGCCCAGCGCAGCUCGUGUGACCGAUAUCGCCAAGAUACUGGAGUUAGAGGAAAUCAAAUCGCACCAUUGGCGUAUCUACAGCUGCAGUGCAAUGACCGGUGA
Ostertagia ostertagi is the source of this 489-nucleotide messenger RNA. The record is from the annotation of a GenBank genome assembly. Lineage: Eukaryota; Metazoa; Nematoda; Chromadorea; Rhabditida; Trichostrongylidae.